Phoenix dactylifera (date palm) is the source of this 2360-nucleotide messenger RNA. It is a transcript of the gene CNGC15, whose product is annotated as cyclic nucleotide-gated channel 15. The record is from RefSeq and is a predicted model, not a curated record. Gene Ontology annotation, molecular function: monoatomic ion channel activity. Gene Ontology annotation, biological process: monoatomic ion transport; transmembrane transport. Lineage: Eukaryota; Viridiplantae; Streptophyta; Magnoliopsida; Arecales; Arecaceae. Gene Ontology annotation, cellular component: membrane.
UUUCUGGAGUUUCGAUGCCUUCAUGCUGCAACGACAUAUAAGCAGGCAAUAGAUUGAUGACACAGAAGAGGAGUCGUCACAAGACACAAUGGCUUAUGGUAGCUCAAGAUCUGUCAGAUUUUAUGAUGAUGAUGAUGAUGAUGAUGAUGAUGUUGAAGUUGCAACAUCAACAAAAUGCAAUUCAAACAAUUCGGCCAAACACGCCAACAGCAUUUAUGGGGCGUGGAGACGUAAACCAGGAUCCAUGUUCUGUCCUCGGAAGUCCUGCAGAUCAUUCAAAGAGACACUGCUCUCUCGAGUCUUCUCGGAGGAUUAUGAAUCUUUAAUGAACGACGAGAAGAAGUUCUUAGAUCCUCAUGGACGCAUAAUUCAACGGUGGAACAAAACCUUCUUGGUGGCAUGCCUGAUCUCACUCUUCCUCGACCCUCUGUUUUUUUACUUGCCCGGAACUCAGAAAACAGAGUGCAUAGAAAUAGAGAUACCACUUGAAGUAGCUCUCACAGUGCUGCGCUCCCUGGCAGAUGUAUUCUAUGCUGUUCGAAUCUUUGUUCGCUAUCGAACAGCAUUUGUUGCUCCAUCCUCUCGGGUAUUUGGGAGGGGCGAGCUUGUUAUCGAUUCUUGCAAGAUUGCUUCAAGGUAUCAAUCCAAGGGCUUCUGUCUCGACCUCAUUGCUGCGUUGCCUCUUCCCCAGUUUCUACUGUGGAUCGUCAUUCCCAGCCUAAAAGGUUCCACAAUGGUCCACAUGAAGAACGUUUUUCGCUUUAGCAUCAUCCUGCAAUACCUUCCAAGGCUGUUCUUAAUAUUUCCACUCUCAAAGCAAAUUGUAAAGACAUCAGGGGUCAUGACUGAAACUGCAUGGGCAGGAGCUGCAUACAACCUUGUACUCUACAUGCUCGCAAGCCAUGUGCUAGGAGCAUGUUGGUACCUUCUGUCCAUCGAGCGACAAGAAGCAUGCUGGAUGGAGGCCUGCCGUCUUGAAAGCCCAUCUUGUCAGUACCGAUACUUCAAUUGUCGAAGCAUCGACAAUUCUAGGAACAGGUGGUAUCAAUCGAGCAAUCUAAGAGAUCUAUGUGACCCUAAUAAAAAUUUCUAUCAGUUUGGGAUCUAUGCUGAUGCAGUGAACUUUAAUAUCACAUCCUCACCGUUCCUCCAGAAGUACUUCUACUGCUUCUGGUGGGGACUGAAGAAUCUAAGCUGUUUGGGGCAAAAUCUCUCGACAAGCACAUAUGUAGGAGAAAACAGCUUCGCCAUUAUCAUCGCCAUUCUUGGGUUGGUGCUCUUUGGAUUGCUCAUUGGCAAUAUGCAAUCCUACCUCCAAGCAACAACAGUCCGAUUGGAGGAGUGGAGGAUUAAGAGGACGGACACGGAGCAAUGGAUGCGUCAUCGGCAGCUGCCCCCAGAGUUGAAGCAGUCCAUUCGGAGAUACCAAGAGCAUACAUGGGUGGCAACCCAAGGGGUGGACGAAGAAGAACUGCUUCUGGGCCUUCCCCUGGAUCUGCGCAAGGACAUCAAGCGCCAUCUGUGCCUCGACUUAGUUCGAAGGGUGCCGCUGUUCGAUCAGAUGGACGAGCGAAUGCUGGACGCCAUCUGCGAGCGGCUGAAGCCGGCCCUCUACACGCACGGCACAUACGUUGUUCAUGAGCUCGACCCCGUCAACGAGAUGCUGUUCAUCAUCCGGGGACACCUCGACUCCUACACCACCAACGGCGGCCGCACCGGCUUCUUCAACUGCUGCCGGAUCGGGCCCGGCGAUUUCUGCGGCGAGGAGCUACUGACGUGGGCGCUCGACCCCCGUCCGGCGGCCUUCCUUCCCUCGUCCACGCGCACCGUCCAGGCCGUGUCGGAGGUGGAAGCGUUCGCGCUCGUCGCCGAUGACCUCAAGUUCGUCGCCUCGCAGUUCCGGAGGCUCCAUAGCAAGCAACUUCGGCACAAGUUCAGGUUCUACUCCCACCAGUGGCGCACCUGGGCUGCGUGCUUCAUACAAGCAGCAUGGAGGCGGCAUAAGCGCCGGAGGCCCUCGACCGAGCUUCCACUCGAUGAGGCACCGGUCGAGUUGACGGAGUCGCGGAGAGCGCCAGUUCCGGGGCCGGAGGGGGCCCUGUUCGUGAAGCGUUUGGUGACCAGCACGAGGAGGGAAGGCGGCGAGGUCUCAUUGGUGCCGGAUUGUGGGUUGAGGAAGCCAUCUGAACCAGACUUUUCUAUGGAGGAAGAGAGCUCAAGCUAAGUUGCUAACCGACACUAGCUGUACGUAUGGGAGAGGCAGGAUAAAUCAUUCAGGAUACUGUGGGAGUGGAAUAUCUACCCCCUUUCUUUUCCCCUGGUUGAACAACAAACUUAUCAUCUGCUUUUAACUUUGUCAA